GUGAUGAGGUGAUGAAGUGAUGAGGUGAUGAGGUGAUGAAGUGAGCGAGUUCUUCCUCAGAGCGCGGUCGUCAGUGGCUCAUCUGUGAAGGCUUCCAGUUCAUCCUGAUGAACCAGGCCGACGCCCUCGUCACGCUGGGAGUCAGUCCCGGGUUCAAGGACCAGGUUCUGUGUCAGCUGUGGAGGAUCUACCUGCAGAAGAGCCGGCAGGCGUACGUCAGCAACCCGACGAGGACGAGCCGGUUCAGAGUGAGAGGUCCUGACUCGGACUCGGCCGAGGCGUCCGUCAUGACGGCCAGUGAGACGGACGGAGACACGAACCCCCCGAGCACCGCCGGCUCACACGCAGGGAGCUCCAGUGAUUGGUCGAUGUGUUCGGGCUCUUUGGACGCCGCCAGCUACCUGACGGGUCGGUUGAGGAGGAGUCGACACAGUCUGAUGAGCAUGAAGAAGACUUUGGCUCUGAUCCACCUGGCUCUGGUCUGGACCCGCCAACCACUGACGCUCAGCGACCUGCUCAGGUAACAACACACACACACAC
Molecule: messenger RNA, 540 nt
Organism: Anarrhichthys ocellatus (wolf-eel)
Lineage: Eukaryota; Metazoa; Chordata; Actinopteri; Perciformes; Anarhichadidae
Gene: taf1b
Product: TATA box binding protein (Tbp)-associated factor, RNA polymerase I, B
Exons: 4
Coding region: 108-524 (138 amino acids)
Biological process (GO): nucleolar large rRNA transcription by RNA polymerase I; RNA polymerase I preinitiation complex assembly
Cellular component (GO): RNA polymerase I core factor complex; RNA polymerase transcription factor SL1 complex
Molecular function (GO): RNA polymerase I core promoter sequence-specific DNA binding
Source: RefSeq, a predicted model, not a curated record